Molecule: messenger RNA, 1592 nt
Organism: Magallana angulata
Lineage: Eukaryota; Metazoa; Mollusca; Bivalvia; Ostreida; Ostreidae
Product: ras-related protein Rab-11A
Exons: 6
Coding region: 244-894 (216 amino acids)
Biological process (GO): exocytosis
Cellular component (GO): recycling endosome
Molecular function (GO): GTPase activity; GTP binding
Source: RefSeq, a predicted model, not a curated record
CAAUGACAACAAGGGGCGUCUAAUUCCGCCAUAUUGAACUACCAAGCAGAGAGGAGGGUAAACUCCAACUCCAAUCCAGUGGUUAUCCGUGGAAUCCUUGGUCCGAAUCUCAAAUAAUUGGGCUAUAUGACCAUUUAGACAGUUAUUUACGUGUGCCGUGGAGCGAUUUUAUCAGACAGUCCUCGGAAAAAUCGUAAAUAACUUGUUGAGUCGGACCCUUCCGCUCUUUCCGGAAGUCGAAGAAUGGGGACUAAGGACGAUGAAUAUGAUUACUUAUUUAAAGUGGUCCUGAUUGGAGACAGUGGUGUGGGUAAAAGUAAUCUCCUGUCCAGAUUCACCAGAAACGAAUUCAACUUAGAAAGUAAAAGUACAAUUGGUGUUGAGUUUGCCACGAGGAGUAUACAAGUGGACGGUAAAACAAUCAAGGCACAGAUCUGGGACACAGCAGGUCAGGAGAGAUACCGGGCAAUUACCAGUGCGUACUACAGAGGAGCCGUUGGGGCCUUACUAGUGUACGACAUCGCGAAACACCUAACGUACGAAAACGUAGAGAGAUGGUUAAAAGAACUCCGAGAUCACGCGGACAACAACAUUGUUAUAAUGCUCGUCGGCAACAAAAGUGAUUUAAGGCAUCUACGAGCCGUGCCCACAGACGAAGCUAAGGCUUUUGCAGAAAAGAACAAUCUGUCUUUCAUUGAAACAUCAGCCCUCGAUUCCACCAAUGUAGAAACAGCAUUUCAGAACAUUUUAACAGAAAUUUACAAAAUAGUUUCUCAGAAGCAGAUUCGGGACAGUCCGGACGAUGAUAACUCCCCCAGUAACAAUGUUCAGACUAUACACGUGGCCCCCACAGAUAACGCCGCCCCGCGACAACAGAAGUGCUGCAGCGUCUGAAGGGGAGACAACCAUCAGCUAAAACAGGGGAGAUAACUGAACAAGAGCAAACACAGCAAGGGAAGAUAACUCAUUUCAGCAUCAGCAUUGUUGCCGUCACACAAGGAAAAAAAAACCAAAAUAUAUAGUUAUUUGAAGAAAAACUUACAAAAAAAAAAUCGGUUACAUAUCACGAGAGAUAAAGCUGGAAGGAAUUUUGAUUUUCCUUUUCUUUCCCCCUGCUAUCUUUUAUUUUGGGGGAGUAAGUUGUUCUUUGUUAUCGUCAUGCUUUUCUAAAUUGCGUUAAACAUGUGUAUGUUUAUAUGGAUUACUCUUUCUGUUCUUUUUUGUUUUUUCAUACCAAAUAACAUUUCUCUGAUUGAUCAAUGUCGAAUCUGCAUUAUCUUUGUUGAAAGUCGCUGUGAAAUAACCGGAUUACACUAAAACAUGCUUGCGAAUUUUUCUAUGUGUAUUUGAUGUGCAUGUGUAAAUGAGAAUUUUUUUUUUUUUAAAUGUGGCUGGGCUGCUCUAAGGAUGUAAAUAUAUUUCUAUGUGUCGUAAAUAACAGUCUAAUUCCAACUUGUGGUUUGAUCAAAUCCAAUGGUAUUGCAGAAUUGAAUACAUAUGCUCAGAAUUAUUGUUUGUUUGAUGAAAUUGUAAUUUUGUAUGAAAUUCCCUCUCUCUCAAAAUAAUUAUGUUUGUGCUCCCACUUCAUUUUA